Molecule: messenger RNA, 453 nt
Organism: Necator americanus (New World hookworm)
Lineage: Eukaryota; Metazoa; Nematoda; Chromadorea; Rhabditida; Ancylostomatidae
Exons: 6
Coding region: 1-453 (150 amino acids)
Source: RefSeq, a predicted model, not a curated record
AUGUCAGGAGGAGUUAUUGAUCGGUACAGCGCUAUUCAAGGCGUUAUAGUCGCUUUCUCCACUAUCGUUAUAUGUUCGAUAUGCUACAUAUGUUCGUAUACAAAAGCUAGGAAAUCCGACUACAAACACAGGAUGGUCGAUCGACGAUUGCUCGUGUGUGCUCUUGCUUCAUCUUUACCUUUUUGUAUCGAGUUUGUUCGUUCAUUAUUGAUAUUAUUCUCAUUUGAGCUGAAAAACAAUCUCUACAGAAGCAUGACGGAAUUCUGGCAUUUUGAAACGGAAGCAAUUGCGACUUCUUCUGUAUGGUUACAACUUAUUCUCAACAAAAGUCAGCGCAGAUAUAAGAGAUUCAACACGCUGAACGUCAGUUUUUCAACAUCUCAACAAGCGGAUCUGCAAGACAUCGCCAGAUCAGUGGACAUACCAACUGCGAACCAGCUGUGCAUAUUCUGA